AUGGAGGACGUGGAAAGCCAACGGCGCUUCUCAGAGAAAUCUGCAUACUCGGGCACAUCCAACGACCAACCCACCCUAACAGAAGAUACAACUGCUCCGGCUACCGCUACACCAACACGUCCACUAUUUCCCGAAACCGACCUCAGUCAAGGCAUUGUGGGAUGGGAUGGGCAGGAUGAUCCUCACAAUCCACAGAAUUUCGCCAGUGGGCGCAAAUGGGGCUUGCUCGCCCUGAUCAGCUCCAUCACCUUUAUUUCACCCCUCGCAUCGAGUAUGUUCUCUCCGGCGGUGGGCUACGUGGGCAAAGACUUUGGGGUGUCCAACGAAUACCUUCUGUCAUUUAGUGUUACUAUCUUUUUGCUGGGAUAUACGAUUGGACCCCUUUUCCUCGCCCCUCUCAGUGAGAUCUACGGUCGUCGUAUCGUGCUCAGCUGCGCCAACUGGUUCUUCGUGGUAUGGCAGAUCGGCUGCGCCCUCGCACCCAACAUCUCCGCUCUGAUUGUCUUCCGCCUUCUUGCCGGUAUGGGCGGUGUCGGCAGUCUCACGCUCGGCGCCGGCGUUAUCGCCGACCUCUUCCCCACUGAACAACGUGGCAUGGCCACCUCCAUCUGGGCCCUCGGCCCCUUGAUCGGCCCCGUUGCCGGGCCCAUCGCCGGCGGCUUCGUCGGCGAAACCAUCGGCUGGCGCUGGGUGUUCUGGAUCCUGCUGAUCGCCGGCGGGUGCAUCUCCGCAGGUAUCGAAGUUCUCAACCGGGAGACCUACGCCCCUGUCCUGAUCCGAUGGAAGACCGAGAAGCUCGCCAAGCAACUCAACCGGAGCGACCUGCGCAGCGCGUACGACAAAACCACCACCAACCAAGGCGGGCCCCGUCUCAGCGAGGCCCUGAAGCUCGGCCUCAGCCGCCCCUUCCUCCUCCUCUUCAAGUCCCCCAUCGUCCUACUACUAUCCGUCUACAUGGCCUUCGUCUACGGCCUGCUCUACCUCUUCUUCACGACCAUCUCCUCCGUCUUCCAGGAGGACUACGGCUGGUCGACGGGCAUUUCGGGACUCGCCUACUUGGGGAUCGGCAUCGGCUUCAUGACGGGACUAGCCCUGAUCGCCUUCUCGAGCGACCGCAUCGUCGCCAAGCUGACCGCGCGCAACGAGGGCAAGUUCGAGCCCGAGAUGCGGCUGGUGACCAUGAUCUUCUUCAGCUGUAUCCUGCCCAUCAGCUUCUUCUGGUACGGCUGGUCCGCCAAGUACAAAGUGCACUGGAUCGUGCCGAUCAUCGGCAUGGCCCCCUUCGGGAUCGGCAUGAUGGGCAUCUACAUGCCCAUCCAGACCUACGUCAUCGACUGCUACCCGGCGUACGCGGCGUCGGCCAACGCGGCCCUCACGGCCACGCGGUCGCUCGUCGGCGCCCUCCUGCCCCUCGCGGGCCCGGCCAUGUUCGAUGCCCUCGGGCUGGGGUGGGGCAAUUCGCUGCUCGGGUUCAUUGCGUUGGCGUUUGUGCCGGUGCCCAUUCUGUUUAAUCGGUAUGGCAAGACGAUUCGGGAGAAGUUUCCCGUGGAUCUGGAGGGGAAAAAGGGGAAGUAA
Messenger RNA from Aspergillus aculeatus ATCC 16872, 1575 nucleotides. Its product is annotated as MFS transporter. The record is from RefSeq and is a predicted model, not a curated record. Gene Ontology annotation, cellular component: membrane. NCBI's taxonomy places the organism in Eukaryota, Fungi, Ascomycota, Eurotiomycetes, Eurotiales, Aspergillaceae. The transcript has 2 exons. Gene Ontology annotation, biological process: transmembrane transport. Bases 1 to 1575 code for a protein of 524 amino acids. Gene Ontology annotation, molecular function: transmembrane transporter activity.